UAGGAUUGAAAUAACACCAUCACUCCAAUUAAUAGCGAAGCCAAAGCAAAUAAACUAAAGAGAGAAUAGCUCGUAACUGCGUUCUGUUCCCAAACCGCUACUUCGAUCACCGAGUCGCCUGAAACCCUAAAACGCUUCCAUUUUCAAUCUCUUUUCCAUCAAUGAAAUCCUCUCAGAUUACGAUUUUAACACUCUCUCGCCAUUCUCUCUGAUUCACUCCUCCCCCAAAUCCAAAAACCUUAGGGUUUGUUUUUCUUAUUCAAUCCCCGAGCAUGUCUCUUCCGCCUCUGGAGUGUAUUUGCGUUACAGAAGAAAGUAUUCGGGAAUGGAAGAACGGAAACCCUAGCUUCAAGGCCCCCAACCCGGUCCCAGUGCUUCGUUUUCUGUAUGAGCUUUGUUGGACCGUGGUUCGGGGUGAAUUGCCAUUUCAGAAGUGUAAAGCGGCAUUGGAUUCAGUUGACUUUUUGGAUAAAGUCUCAGAUGAAGAAAUGAGUUCAAAUUUUGCAGAUGUUGUGACCCAAAUGGCUCAAGAUCUUACGAUGCCUGGAGAGUAUCGCGCUCGUCUCAUUAAAUUGGCAAAAUGGCUGGUGGAGUCUGCAUUAGUUCCAUUGAGGCUUUUUCAGGAGCGCUGUGAGGAAGAAUUUUUAUGGGAAUCUGAAAUGAUCAAGAUAAAGGCUGCAGAUUUGAAGUCUAAAGAGGUCAGAGUAAACACUCGUUUGCUCUAUCAGCAAACUAAAUUUAACCUUCUUCGGGAAGAGAGUGAGGGCUAUGCCAAGCUGGUUACGCUUCUUUGUCAGGGUUCUGAGGCAUCAACCCAAAAUGCAUCAGCAGCAAUUGUUGGCAUAAUUAAGUCACUGAUUGGACACUUUGAUCUGGAUCCAAAUCGCGUGUUUGACACUGUAUUGGAGUGUUUUGAACUUCGGCCUGAUAGCAGUGUAUUCUUGGAUCUGAUUCCCAUUUUUCCCAAGUCUCAUGCUUCCCAGAUUCUUGGUUUUAAGUUUCAAUACUAUCAGCGUAUGGAAGUGAAUUGCCCAGUGCCAUUUGGGCUCUAUCAGUUGACAGCUUUACUGGUGAAGAAAGAGUUCAUUGAUCUUGAUAGCAUAUAUGCACAUUUACUUCCCAAGGAUGACGAGGCAUUUGAGCAUUAUAAUGCUUUUUCUGCUAAGCGACUUGAUGAGGCUAAUAAAAUUGGCAAAAUAAAUCUUGCUGCUAUUGGGAAGGAUCUUAUGGAUGACGAGAAGCAAGGAGAUGUGACAAUAGAUCUUUUUGCUGCUUUAGACAUGGAAAGUGAGGCAGUCACUGAACGGGCUUCAGAGCUUGAGAAUAAUCAAACUUUGGGCUUGCUAACUGGAUUUCUUUCAGUGAAUGACUGGUAUCAUGCCCAUAUACUUUUUGAUCGUCUUUCUCCUCUUAACCCGGCGGAACAUGUUCAAAUUUGUAAUGAAUUGUUUAGGCUCAUUGAAAAAAAUAUAUCUCCAGCAUAUGACCUAGUUCGGCAAACACAUCUUCAGAGCUUGGGGUUGCCUUCAGCAGCUGGUAAUGAUUCUAUGGAAACAAAUUCAUCAGUCCAUAAAUCCUUCAUUAAUCUUCCAAAAGAGCUUUUUCAGAUGCUUUCUUGUGCUGGACCUUUUCUUUACCGUGAUACAUUGCUGCUGCAGAAGGUAUGUAGAGUACUGAGAAGCUAUUACCUGUCUGCACUUGAGCUUGUUAGUGCCGAUAAUGGAGAUUUUAUUCCUGAAACUGGUAUUGGUGGAAAUCGAAAUCCUCGUUUUCACCUGAAGGAAGCCAGAUUAAGGAUUGAGGAAGCCCUGGGAACAUGUCUACUUCCUUCUUUACAAUUGAUACCUGCAAAUCCGGCAGUCGGGCAGGAGAUAUGGGAAGUUAUGAAUCUCCUUCCAUAUGAGGCGAGGUAUCGUUUAUAUGGUGAAUGGGAAAAAGAUGAUGAACGGAUUCCAAUGGUUUUGGCUGCUAGGCAAACGGCAAAGUUAGACACUAGAAGAAUCUUGAAACGACUUGCAAAGGAAAAUCUAAAGCAGCUGGGUCGAAUGGUUGCAAAACUUGCUCAUGCCAAUCCAAUGACCGUACUUCGAACAAUUGUUCAUCAGAUAGAGGCAUACAGGGAUAUGAUUACUCCUGUGGUAGAUGCAUUCAAGUACUUGACACAGCUUGAGUAUGAUGUUUUGGAGUAUGUUGUGAUUGAGCGCUUGGCACAAGGUGGACGUGAGAAGCUAAAAGAUGAUGGUCUUAAUUUGUCAGACUGGCUUCAAUCUCUGGCUUCAUUUUGGGGUCACUUGUGCAAGAAAUACCCAUCAAUGGAACUUAGAGGUCUUUUCCAAUAUCUUGUGAAUCAGUUGAAAAAAGGGAAUGGAAUCGAACUUCUUCUUCUGCAGGAGCUUAUCCAGCAAAUGGCAAAUGUCCAAUAUACAGAGAACAUGACUGAGGAACAGUUAGAUGCCAUGGCAGGGAGUGACACUCUCCGGUAUCAGGCUACUUCUUUUGGGAUGACCCGAAACAACAAGGCAUUGAUCAAAUCCACUAACAGGCUGAGGGACUCAUUGCUUCCAAAGGAUGAACCGAAGUUAGCAAUUCCACUACUGUUGCUUAUUGCCCAACAUCGUUCUGUGGUUGUCAUAAAUGCAGAUGUGCAAUACAUUAAGAUGGUUAGUGAACAGUUUGAUAGAUGCCACGGAACCCUUCUUCAAUAUGUAGAAUUCCUGUGUAGUGCUGUGACACCAACAACAGCAUAUGGUCAGCUGAUUCCACCUCUUGAUGAUCUUGUACACCUUUACCACCUUGAUGCCGAGGUGGCUUUCUUAAUUUAUCGGCCUGUAAUGAGGCUCUUCAAGUGCCAGACUAGUUCUGAUGUCUUCUGGCCGUUGGAUAACACUGAAGCUCCAAAGACCUCAAUUGUGGAAAAUGAAUCUGAACUCACAGAUUCUUCUGGCAAAUUGGUUCUAGAUCUUGGUCCUUCCCGGAAGCCUAUAACGUGGUCAGAUCUUCUUGAUACAGUUAGAACGAUGUUACCUUCAAAAGCGUGGAACAGCCUUUCUCCAGAUCUGUAUGCCACUUUUUGGGGGCUUACACUUUAUGAUCUUUAUGUUCCUAGAAAUCGUUAUGAGUCUGAAAUUGUCAAGCAGCAUGCUGCUCUUAAAGCUCUCGAAGAACUAUCUGAUAAUUCUAGCUCAGCAAUAACAAAAAGGAAGAAAGACAAGGAAAGAAUUCAAGAAUCUUUGGAUCGUCUUACUAGUGAACUCCAGAAACAUGAAGAAAAUGUUGCAUCUGUUCGAAGGCGGCUUGCUUGUGAGAAGGAUAAGUGGUUGAGUUCCUGCCCGGAUACUUUGAAGAUUAACAUGGAGUUCCUCCAGCGUUGUAUUUUUCCACGCUGUACUUUCAGUAUGCCUGAUGCUGUUUAUUGUUCUAUGUUCGUACAUACUCUUCAUUCUCUAGGAACACCAUUUUUCAACACAGUCAACCACAUUGAUGUUCUGAUAUGUAAAACCUUACAACCUAUGAUAUGCUGCUGUACUGAGUAUGAAGUGGGUCGACUUGGGAGGUUUUUAUGUGAGACGUUGAAGAUUGCUUACCACUGGAAGAGUGAUGAAUCAAUAUAUGAACGUGAGUGUGGAAACAUGCCAGGGUUUGCUGUCUAUUAUAGAGAUCCAAACAGCCUUCGUGUUACUUAUAGUCAAUUUAUUAAGGUACACUGGAAAUGGAGUCAGCGGAUUACAAGGUUGUUGAUUCAGUGUUUGGAAUCUGCUGAGUACAUGGAGAUCCGAAAUGCUCUUAUAAUGUUGACAAAAAUUUCUAGUGUUUUCCCUGUCACUCGAAAGAGUGGGAUCAACCUUGAAAAACGGGUUGCUAAAAUUAAAAGCGAUGAAAGAGAGGAUCUCAAGGUGUUGGCUACAGGCGUUGCUGCAGCCUUGGCUGCUAGAAAGCCUUCAUGGGUCACAGAUGAUGAUUUUGGCAUGGGAUUUCUUGAACUGAAACCUGCCCCUUCUCUUGCUUCAAAAUCGCUAGGUGGUAGUUCUGUACAAAAUGUUCCUCAAAGUGAACCUACUGGGGGAAGAGUUUUUGCUACAGGAACUCAACAUCCAGAUUCUGGAAAUGCUGUCAAAGACCAGAUAUUGAGAACCAAACCUGUUGAUGGGAGGCUGGAAAGAACAGAAAGUGCUUCACUGAAACCGGAUCUGGGACAUGUAAAACUUAAAGGUGGCUCAUUAUUAAAUGGGUCAGAUGCUCAGGCCUCCAUGCCCUCUGCUGCUGUACAUGCAGGAACAUCCAAAUCAAUAGAAAAUCAGAAACAGAUGGAUGAGUCUACAAACCGAAUAUUGGAUGAGAAUGUCCCCAAAGUUGGGUCGAAGACAUCCUCAGAAUCUCAGGUGAGAGGUCCUGUAAAACGCCCAUUGCCUGCUGGAUCUCUUUCAAAACAACCGAAACAGGAUCUUGGAAAAGAUGACAGUAAAUCUGGAAAAUCUUUUGGCAGAAUAUCAGGUCCUCCUUCUAACUCUGACAGAGAUCUCUCGCAUCCAGUUGAAGGCAGGCAAGGUGUGACAGCUAAUAUUUCUUCUGCAGGUUCAGCAAAUGGCAAUGUACUUCCAACUUCAACUAAAGGAACUACUCCAUCCACAAAAUCAUUAGAUAUCCAUGGCAGUGAACCAAAGGUAGAGAGUGGAGCUGUAAAGGCUUCUGAUUUGCGGAUUUCUGCUGUAAAAGAUGAUAGCGCUGAAGUUUCUGAUAUUCAAAGAGCUCCUUCUUCAAGACCUGUUCAUUCUCCUAGGCAUGAUAACUCUGUUACAGCUUCAAAAUCUGUUGACAAACCACAAAAGAGAGCCAGCCCUGCUGAAGAUUUGGACCGACUAAAUAAGCGUCGGAAAGGAGAAGCUGAUUCAAGAGAUUUAGAGGGUGAAGUUCGAUUCUCUGAUAGGGAGAGGUCAAUUGAUCCCCGAUUAGCUGAUAAACAUUUUCCAGUGGAUGUUGACAAAUCAGGAUCUGAUGAGCAAAUUAUCAGUAGAGCUACAGAUAAGCCCCUGGACAGGUCUAAAGAUAAGGGGACCGAAAGACAUGACAGGGACUAUAGGGAAAGGUUAGACCGUUCUGAAAAGUCCCGUGGAGAUGAUAUUAUAAUGGAAAAAUCAAGGGAUAGGUCAAUGGAAAGAUAUGGGAGAGAGCGUUCUGUGGAAAGAGGACAAGACAGAGGUUCUGAUAGAAGCUUUGAUAGGCUGGCUGACAAAGCUAAGGAUGAAAGGAUCAGAGAUGAUAGAAGUAAAUUGCGCUAUAAUGAAACAUCGGCAGAGAAAUCUCAUGUUGAUGAUCGAUUUCAUGGGCAAAACUUGCCUCCACCACCACCAUUACCUCCUCACAUGGUACCCCAGUCAGUUAAUGCAGGAAGAAGAGAUGAGGAUGCUGACAGAAGGUUUGGAACUGCUAGACAUACUCAAAGACUUUCACCAAGGCAUGAAGAUAGAGAACGGAGACGAUCUGAGGAGAAUACAUUUGUUUCACAGGAUGAUGCAAAACGCAGAAGAGAAGAGGAUUUUAGAGAUAGAAAGCGGGAAGAGCGAGAGGUGAUAUCAGUAAAGGUGGAGGAGAAAGAGAGGGAAAGGGAGAGGGAGAAAACAAACCCUUUGAAGGAGGAUAUGGAUGCAAAUGUGUCUAAAAGACGAAAACUCAAAAGGGAGCAUCUGCCCGAGGCUGGUGAGUAUUCACCUGCAGCCCCACCACCUCCUCCUGUAAAUAUUGGUAUGUCACAGCCAUAUGAUGGAAGAGACAGGGCUGACAGGAAGGGGACCAUGGUUCAGCGUCCGGGUUACUUGGAGGAACCGGGCCUGAGGAUUCAUGGCAAAGAAGCAACCAGCAAGAUGACUCGUCGUGAUACUGAACCGACAUAUGACAGAGAUUGGGAUGAUGAGAAGAGGCAGAGAGCCGAACCAAAGAGGCGGCACCGGAAGUGAUGUUAGAACACGAGGUUGAAGAAGACUUUCUCAUCAACUGCUGGCUGGAUUGUGAAAUGCAUUCGUUGUUUUACCAGACGCUUCUUCCAUUUAUUUGCUGUUGUGUUUCAUGAACAAGCAAAUAAUGGAUUUCCAAUUGGUAUUACUACAUUCAUAGGGCAAUUAACUGAGCAAGUUAUUUUACAUGAUUUUUGGCCUGAUGUAUAAUAUUAAGGAUUAAAAUUUGAGUGGUCGGUGAUUCGUGCAUUGUAACGGGUGUCUGAUUUUUGUAUGAAAUUCACAUCAAAUUCGAACAGAAUCGUUCAGGAAAAACCUAUUGAAGUGGCUUCUCCGCUUCUUGAACCAAUUGGGAAUGAGACUACUUCAAUCUUUCUCUUCACAAUGCUACUAUUAGUGAACUCUAUCGGAAUGCCUUAAACCCUAAACUAUUGAAUUGGCUUCUCUGCUUCCUGAGCCACUUGGUGAUGAGACUACUUCAAUCGUUCUCUUCACAAUGCUACUAUUGGUGGACUUUAUUGGAAUGCCCCUGCUGCCUUGGAAAAGUUGUGUAAUCAUCAGAAAUUUCUGAAACAGCUUGAAGAACAAGGUGUCUUGAUUAUGCUGGUAAAAGACCUGACAACCAAAAGUAGCCGCAAUUCCACCUCUAUCGCCGCAACCCCUUAAUUAGGGUUGAAUAGGAAUAGUGUUCAUUCAUCUAAAUGUUGGAGAAACAACAUUCUUCAGUGUCCCACCUUGGUCAUACUUUAACUUGGAAACGCAAGCAUGCCAAAAGCAGACACCCUAGAUCUAGUACUCUGACUCAUGAAUCAAGUUAUGAAAUACAUUUCCACUUUCAAGAUGAGGAGUAUCUUCUUGUUA
Messenger RNA from Camellia sinensis, 6809 nucleotides. RefSeq names its product THO2 (gene THO2). Gene Ontology annotation, cellular component: THO complex part of transcription export complex. The record is from RefSeq and is a predicted model, not a curated record. Gene Ontology annotation, biological process: mRNA export from nucleus; mRNA processing. Lineage: Eukaryota; Viridiplantae; Streptophyta; Magnoliopsida; Ericales; Theaceae. Gene Ontology annotation, molecular function: mRNA binding.